Molecule: messenger RNA, 1577 nt
Organism: Raphanus sativus (radish)
Lineage: Eukaryota; Viridiplantae; Streptophyta; Magnoliopsida; Brassicales; Brassicaceae
Product: serine carboxypeptidase-like 10
Exons: 14
Coding region: 40-1290 (416 amino acids)
Biological process (GO): proteolysis; secondary metabolic process
Molecular function (GO): serine-type carboxypeptidase activity; acyltransferase activity, transferring groups other than amino-acyl groups
Source: RefSeq, a predicted model, not a curated record
ACCUUUUUAACAAAAAAGACUCAAUAUUUAGAAAAAAGAAUGAGUUUGACUCUGAAGCUUCUGCUUCUACUUCUACUUCUUUUUGUCUUGAGUCAUCAUGUUGAUUCUGGCUCUAUAGUCAAGUUUCUUCCCGGUUUUGAAGGCCCUCUUCCUUUUGAGCUUGAAACCGGGUACAUCGGUAUUGGUGAGGAAGAGGAUAUACAGUUGUUCUACUACUUCAUCAAAUCUGAGAAGAAUCCAAAGGAAGAUCCUCUUCUUAUUUGGUUAAAUGGUGGACCUGGAUGCUCUUCUCUCCUAGGACUUCUUUUUGAGAAUGGACCUCUGGCUUUUAAGUUCGAGGUUUACAAUGGAGAUCUCGCUUCUUUGGUCUCUACUACAUAUUCAUGGACACAGGUGGCUAACAUAAUAUUCUUGGAUCAACCUGUUGGAUCUGGUUUCUCAUACUCAAGAACUCCACUUGAUAAAACUAGUGACACAAAUGAAGUUAAGAUGAUCCAUGAGUUUCUUCAAAAGUGGCUAAGCAAGCAUCCACAGUUUUUCUCUAACCCGUUUUACGUUAUCGGAGAUUCUUAUUCCGGUAAAAUUGUUCCGGCACUCGUUCAGAAAAUCUCAAAAGGAAACUAUAUAUGUUGCAAACCUCUCAUCAAUCUACAGGGGUAUGUGCUCGGAAACCCAGUAACAUAUCCUGAAUUUGAACUAAACUAUCGUAUUCCAUUUUCUCAUGGAAUGUCAUUAAUCUCUGAUGAACUAUACGAGUCACUGAACACAAAUUGCAAAGGAGUUUAUGUAAAUGUGGAUCCACGUAAUACAAAGUGUUUGGAACUUGUUGCAGAAUACCAUAAGUGCACUGACAAAAUAAAUCCACAUAAUAUACUAUUGCCAGAUUGCGAUGAUGACGAAAAUUCGGAAAAUAUAUCUCCUGAUUGCUAUUAUUAUCUAUAUUAUCUCAUUGAAAGUUGGGCCAACAACGAGAGAGUCCGCGAAGCUCUCCAUAUUCGAAAGGGGACUAAAGGACAUUGGAAGCGAUGUAACAGGACUAUUCCGUACAGUUCCGACAUUAUAAGCAGCUUACCUUAUCAUGCGAAUAACAGCAUCAGCGGAUACCGAUCUCUUAUUUAUAGUGGUGAUCAUGACAUGACGAUGCCUUCCCUAGCAACUCAAGCCUGGAUCAAAUCCCUCAAUUACUCCAUCAUUGAUGACUGGAGGCCUUGGAUGAUAAAAGCUCAAAUUGCUGGAUACACGAGAACUUAUUCCAAUAAGAUGACAUUUUCUACUAUCAAGAUCUUUUAAGCGUUUUGAUUAUAGGGAAGUGGACACACGGCAGAGUAUAAACCAAACGAGACAUUUAUUAUGUUUCAAAGGUGGAUCAGUAAUCAGCCUCUGUAAUAGAGACUUAUGGCUUUGAAGCGCGGUUUUUUAUAAUAUGAAAGACUCAUUUUGAAAACGCUCAAUGGAGAUACUCUUGUAUUUUUUUAUUGCAUGUACACGCCUACGGGCCAUAACCUUUUUCGGUGUUAUGCGCAUUUUUCGUCAAUCCAUGAAACAUUUAUAAGAUAUAUUACUAGUUUACUUGCCUA